AUGUUUACAAACUGCAUACUCCUGCCAGUUGGACUCAUCCUAUCUAUGAUGUUGAUAUCAAAGGUGCCCAUUAUCCAAAAAUGUGCCUUAUACGUUCUUAACAUAAGGCUAACCGCAAAAAAUGAUGGUAUAUACGAUAAAACUUGUAAAUAUAGUAUUAUAUUCUCACUGAGUACAAUGAUAAUAACAUAUAAACUAUCUUGCAUAUUAUUAUCAAUCUUUUACAUUGAUAACUUUGUUGGAAUUUUCAUGAAUAUUUCACGGCAAAGAAAGAGUGUCAAUCUAGAUGCAGUAAAAUUUAAAGGUAAUUUCAAUUCACAUUUAAAAAUUUUUUGCUCUGAUUACAUGCAUAUAGAACUUGCGUGUAUACUGAUUUGGCUUUUCAACAUCAUUUAUUCCAUUAAACUCAGAAAUAACUACCUCCAAGAAGGGCAUCUCACCGAAAAAGUUGUAAAAAGGACACUCAAAGAUUUACGAACACGAUUUAAAACUCCAGCUAGUGAAGUUUUAUAG
Messenger RNA from Babesia microti strain RI, 513 nucleotides. RefSeq lists its product as hypothetical. Lineage: Eukaryota; Apicomplexa; Aconoidasida; Piroplasmida; Babesiidae. Bases 1 to 513 code for a protein of 170 amino acids. The record is from RefSeq and is a predicted model, not a curated record. The transcript has a single exon.